Arachis ipaensis is the source of this 3112-nucleotide messenger RNA. Its product is annotated as replication protein A 70 kDa DNA-binding subunit C-like. NCBI's taxonomy places the organism in Eukaryota, Viridiplantae, Streptophyta, Magnoliopsida, Fabales, Fabaceae. The record is from RefSeq and is a predicted model, not a curated record.
CCUAAAAGACGUUUCUGCCUCACGCGGUUUGCUCUAUCCCUAACCAAAUCUCCAUCCGUCGGAUGAUCGCUGCAUCGCCAUCCUCGACUGAGAUUUCGGCUUCCCUCCUCGGUUCUGGUCACAUGCAGACAAGCUAUGGCUAUCUCUGCGAUUCGAUUCAGUUCCACCAUGAGGGUGUUCUUCUCUUCGUUGUUUCUGUUCCUUUCUCCCCAGGGUUGUUCUGUCUCUCUCUGUCGAGGAUGCCUCAGUCUCCAUGUCGACUUCUCGGUUUUGGAUAGCAGAUGUUGUCACCGCGGUUCAAGAGGUAUAUGUGGGCUAUGGUUCCAUUCGCCCCUGUUCAAUCUGUUUCUCGAUUCCUUCUCCAGUUUGAAUUUCUUUAUUGUGUUAAUUGUUGCUGUUUUCUGGAUCUAUCAUUUAAUUUUUAGUUGUUUGGUUUCUGGUUUAAUCAUGCUGAUUGUUAAUUGUUUUUCUAAAUCAAUGGUUCUCUCCUAUGUUUGUGCUGUUGGUGUUUCUGUGAAAUAAUUUACUUCUUGGGGGGGGGGUUUGCUCAUUAUAAAUUAUAUAAUUUCCUUUUUACUGUUGGACUGAAGCUAACUGUAGUGUUUGGUAUAGUUGACUGAUGAAAUUCUCUUUUUGCUUUACUAUGAAUUGUCAAAUCAAGUAUAUGUGGUAGGUAUUUGGUAAUUUGCAACAGCCCUCUUCCCAUAUUGUUUUUGCUCUUUUCCCAUGAGUAUUUGGUAACUUGUGAUAUCUUCCUAAAUGAUGUGUGUGACCAUAUCAAUCUAUAUAUUCCUAUUAGGCUAUCUCUGUCCUAUAUGUGAAGCUUACAUUGUAAUCUUGAGUGUUUGUUAAAUUUGGGAGUUUAUAACCCCAACUCCUUUGUUUAUCUCCUCAUCUUAGUUCUGAGUUCUUUUGUUUAUAUUUUCUACUUUUGGUGUUCUUAUCUUUCAUAUUUUGGGAAUGAAUGACCGUGUUGAUCUGGUGGACAAAAUCACUCCGUGGAGAAAAUCAUGGAAAGUGCAUGUUAAAGUUGUCAAGUUGUGGUACCACAAGAAUCCUGCUUUCGAUUCUUCUCAAAAUCUGUUGCAUAUGGUCUUAAUGGAUAAGAAGUUACACAAGAUCCAGGCCACCAUUAGAGAUCAGCUAAUAUCAAAAUUUUCCUUGUCUCUAAAUGAAGGAAUUGUGUACUUGAUGACCAAUUUUACAGUUGUACCCAACACUGGUUUGAACAGGGUGACAAAACAUCGGUUCAGACUUUUGUUCCAAUACAACACAUCUGUUGUUUCUGUGGUAUCUCCAAGGAUACCUCAUUCGGGUCUGUGUUUUGCAUCAUUAGAUGAAAUUGAUCAAAUGACAAAGGACCACAAUUUCCUGAUUGACUUUGUUGGGAUUAUUACUGGUGUUCGAAAAGAAAGAGAUGUGGCAUCAUAUGGGAAGUUGGUGAAAGCAGUGGUGCUAGAAGUCUUUGCUGAUGGCAAAAGGGUACAAUGCAAUGUGUUUGGAAAUGCUUGUGAUUUGUUAGAAUAUGAUAAGUUACAAAAAUAUGGAAGAUCUCCCCUAGUUGUCCUCGAGUCUUUUAAAAUCAAAGCCAUUAAAGGUGGGGUAAUCCUACAGAAUGUGAUAGAUGUCUCUAGGUUAUUCAUUAAUCCUGACAUUCCUGAGGCCGUUGAGUUCCUAAGCAGAUUUAGUGUAGCCAGUUAUGGAUUCUCAAGCCUUGUGACCAAUGACCUUGGAUACUUAGUUUCUAAAGUUGAUGGUGAUUAUUUCAAUUCCAAAGAGAUCAGUAAUAUUCAAGAUCUUCAUUCAGAUAAUGGGGAUUCUCAUUACUUUGUUAUUGGGACAAUUAAGGAAGUCAUGGAUGAACCAGAUUGGUGGUACUAUACAUGUGUGUGUGGUCAAGCUGUUGUUGAGCAUGAGGAUCUCUACCUUUGUGAUGCUUGUGGUUCAUGUGUUGAGAAUGUUAUGGUCAAAUAUGGGAUUCGGGUAAAGAUUCAGGAUGCUAGCUGUACUGUUUUGUUUCUUUUGCUUGAUAAUGCGGCAACAAAACUAUUUGGAAGAACCUGUUCUGAAGCAUUUCUUAGCAUAGAAGAUGAAUUUCCAGUUGAUCCUAGUGUGCUUGCAGUCUGUCGGUCAUAUUCUCCACAAAUGUUUGAUCAUGUUGUUGGAGAGGAGAAAGGUUUCAAGGUUGAAAUUGAUUCUACAGUUGAUCCAGAUUACUCCAGUUGCUUUAAAAUUGUGAAUGCCUUUAGUCAUAAUCAAGAACCAGUUGCAGUUGAUGAUUAUAUCAAUGCAAUGCUUCAUGGUCCCAUUUUUCCACCAAUCUAUGAUAGCUACUUGCAGUAUGCAACUGGCGAAGAUUACAAGACUCAAGUAGUUUGUGAUAAUGCUAUUCAAUCAGAAACUAUUGAAGGGUGGUUUUGUUUUUAUUCUGGGAACUAUAUCAUCUGUGUUGAAGAAUCAUAAGUGGUGGUUCUCAACUUGUUUAUGUGGUUCUCUUGUGUCAACUAAUAAAAAUAUUUUAUCAUGUGAUCUAUGUCAGCUUCAAUGCAUUGAUGCUGUCCGAAGAAGGUUCUGCUUGAAGGUUGUAGUGUCUCAUUCAAAUGGGAACAAUAUUUUUAUUCUUAAAGACCGUGAAGUCGUCCAAAUAAUAAAGACAAGAUGCUCGAGCUUUUUGGAUAAUCACCCAGAGUUGAGUCAGGGAUCUUAUUGCAAAGUUGUUCCAUUGAAACUCAUUUCAAGUCUUUUGCACAAAAAAAUUGUGUUCAUGGUUGAUGCUAGGCCUGUGGGUUAUGAGAUGAAUCGUUCUGUGUAUAUUGUUCAACAAAUCUAGGAUGAUGCCUCUGUUAUUAAUGUUUUUGAGGCUGCUGCUGAGAUGAAUGACCAUAAGAUUCAUGUUCUGGUUGAUUCUAUACCUGAAGUUGAGGAUGCUUUCAGCCAAUGUGGAAGUGAUCAUGAGGCCGUGGAGGAUCUGCAUGCUUUUUAGUUUAAUGUGUUGACAUACUACUUUAAAUUGUUGUUUGAUUUCUGGUAUUUAGUGUCUGUUGAAUUCUAAUAUGGAUAUAAUUGUGAUAGUUAUGUAUUUAAUGAAAGUACUUUUUAAUUACAAGAAAAG